Messenger RNA from Terrapene triunguis (Three-toed box turtle), 2889 nucleotides. It is a transcript of the gene FOXJ2, whose product is annotated as forkhead box J2. Bases 1408 to 2889 code for a protein of 493 amino acids. Gene Ontology annotation, molecular function: RNA polymerase II cis-regulatory region sequence-specific DNA binding; DNA-binding transcription factor activity, RNA polymerase II-specific. Gene Ontology annotation, cellular component: nucleus. Lineage: Eukaryota; Metazoa; Chordata; Testudines; Emydidae. The record is from RefSeq and is a predicted model, not a curated record. The transcript is spliced from 9 exons. Gene Ontology annotation, biological process: regulation of transcription by RNA polymerase II.
GCAGCCGGAGCAGCAGCCGCAGCAGCCGUGGGAGCGGCGGGGCCCGGGAAGACUCAGCGCCGCCCGGACGGGGCCCCCCGCAAGGAGCCCGGGGAGCCCCCCAGGAACGAGCCCGAGGCCCGGCGGGAGGUGGCGGAGGCGGCCGCCCAGCCCCGCUCAGGCCCAAGAGCCGCCGCGGCCUCCAGUGGCAGCCGGGCCCGGGCGAGAGGAGCCGGGGCCUGGGGAGGGGGAAGCCAGGGAGAGCCCCCAGCUAGCCCGGGGUGACAGCCCCGUCCCCCGCCGCGGGAGAGACCCCAAAUCCCAGCCGUGGGGCGAGAGCCUCAUAGGCAGCUCCCUGAUCCGUAGCCACGGGGGAGAGACCCCGAUUACCAGCCCCAAAUAUCUGCCAAGCGGCGGACUCAGCCCACUGACCGGGGCGAGACCCUGUGCAGCCCCCUACCCAUCCGGGGUGGAGCCACCUUUAGCUCCCCAGUACUUCGUCAGAGGGCGCAGAGAGACACCCUCCCCCAUCCCUCCAGAUCUAAAAUAGACGAGGAGACACCCCCUCCCCCAUUUUUCCCAAGCCCAGCCAGACAGUCAGUGGGGAACCUCCAGGAGAGAGACCCCUUAUGUCCAUCGGGGACAGAGCAACCCCUCAAAUACUUAGCCAGAAAGAAGCAAAACACCAAAUAGUUACCCAGUAAUUAAUUAACACCCAUUCAGUACCCAACAAGAAAGUAAGGCCUGGGGAAGAGACACCUCUCACCGACUGGCAGUGCCUAGAACACAGUUCUAGAUACCAACCUGGCAAGGGGCACUCCCCCCGAAAGAGGAAAUAUCUUCACACUCCUAUAAAGAGACUGUCCCAGUAUCCCAUGUAAGGUGGGGGAGAAACACCUGCCAGCCAGCCACCAGGGAAGAGAAAAGAGACUUCCCUGAAAUAUUCACAGUUAGCAAGAGGAACUCCCCCAGAGAAGCGGGAGAUUUGCCUGCCCCAAAAGGGGACGUGAACCUAUAGGGAAGAGAAAAGGGACCCCCAGUUAGGGAGGGAAGGGGGAAUUGAUCUCCUAUAUAACCAGAGAGCCAGUGGGGAGAAGAAAACAGUAUCUCCCCAGAGUGACACCCCUUAAAUAGUUAGCUAUUAAAGAAGAGAGAAAGGAGGAGAUCCCUAUCCUAGGAUACCACCAGCAAUUUACGGGGCAGACAACCCCAAGCAGAUCAUUCUACCUCUCAGGGUCCCGACUUCAUCCACAAUCCCCUCCCUCUCAAAAUCUGAAGAAGAUCUUGGAAUACCUGGCAGCAAUGCUCUGAGGAUUGAGUCCAGGGGAGGAGUGUGAAGGGCAGCACCCCAAAAACCAGUGCUGGAGAUAACGCCCCCCUCCCUACAGAAAAUCUUCCAGACAGACAGACAGUGUGGCUUCCAGCAUCAUGGCCUCUGACCUGGAAAGCAGUCUCACUUCCAUAGACUGGCUCCCCCAGCUCACCCUGCGAGCUACUAUUGAGAAACUAGGGGGUUCCUCGCAGGCGGGGCCCCCAGGGGCUGCCCGGAAAUGCCCCCCAGGCUCCCCCACUGACCCCAACGCCACCCUGAGUAAGGAUGAGGCUGCAGUGCACCAGGAUGGGAAACCGCGCUACAGCUAUGCCACUCUGAUUACCUAUGCCAUCAACUCGUCGCCUGCCAAGAAGAUGACACUUAGCGAGAUCUACCGUUGGAUCUGCGACAACUUCCCCUACUACAAGAACGCUGGCAUCGGAUGGAAGAACUCCAUUCGCCACAACCUGUCUCUGAAUAAAUGUUUUCGAAAGGUGCCUCGACCGAGGGACGAUCCUGGGAAGGGUUCUUACUGGACAAUAGAUUCCUGUCCAGAUAUCUCCCGCAAGAGGCGGCACCCUCCAGACGAUGAUUUAUCACAGGACUCCCCAGAACAAGAGGCGAGUAAGAGCCCACGGGGGGCUGUCCCAGUCAGCACAGAAGCCUCUCUGCCCCCUGAGGCUACCCCUCAGCUAUCACUGCAGAGCACCACACCCAUUGCCAACUACAGUCAGCAGGGCACAGGGCCCGUGGAUGUGGCAGCCACUGUGGCGGGAGGGCAGGGCCGUGAAGGGGCAGAUGUGCCACCCCCGCUCUACAGUACUAACCACGACUUCAAGUUCUCCUACUCUGAGAUCAACUUCCAGGACCUGAGCUGGUCUUUCCGAAACCUCUACAAAUCCAUGCUGGAGAAAUCGUCCUCUUCCCAGCACGGUUUCUCUUCUCUCCUUGGCGACAUGCAGCCCUCCAAUCACAACUACUACAUGUACCAGCAGCAGCAGGGCCCCUCAUCAGUGGGGGCUGCUCCCCCACUCCACACCCCAAGCCCAGAGGGCUGUCCACCCCAGGGGGGCAAGCAGCAGGGUGGCGAUGGCUAUGGCCCCCCACCUGUGAUGUCCAUGCACCCACCCCCGAUGCAGCAUGGAGGGUACCACCAGCACCAGCAGCACCACCCGCACACUCACCCACAGCAACAGCAGCACCAACACCAGCAGCACCAGCAGUCACAGGCUUCAAUCAACAACGCUGGCUUUGCAUUCCCCCCUGAGUGGUGCUCCAACAUUGACUCGCUGAAGGAAAGCUUCAAGAUGGUGAACCGGCUGAACUGGUCUAGCAUUGAACACUCCCAAUUCUCAGAGCUGAUGGAGAGCCUGCGCCAGGCUGAGCGGAAGAACUGGACCCUGGAUCAGCACCACAUUGCCAACCUCUGUGACUCCCUCAAUCACUUUCUCACCCAGACUGGUCAGCUCCCUCACCUGGGGGGCCCUCAGCAGCCCCCCCGAAUCUCUGAUUCUUGCGCCCUGAAUAGUGGCAAGCAGGAGCAGUCCAUGAACCAAGGUACACAGGCGGGGGACCCAGGAUGCCGUGCAAAUGGGUGA